GCUAAUUCCUUGCUCGCCGCAUAUUCUGCUGCCUACAGCAUGAUAAAAAAUGUACGCAGAAUCCCAGGAAUAAGAAGUGCGGUUGUGGUCUGUUCCAAUUACUACUCCUUCUUUCUCCUUUUUUUUUUAAUUCUUUCUGUAUUCUAUCUUUUCUGUUACUUAUUUUCUUCGUUUUCUCAGUUGAUUUUAUAUUCCCAUAAUGGUGCGUAUUACUCCGAAAUUGAGAAGAAUACCAACUGUUUUCAGAUUUCCACGGAUGAACGUGCGUGCCGAAAAAAAGCAGUUUGAUCAUCAUGUCGAUCCUUUCUCAAGAGUCCCCGAAGAAAUUCUAUCAUGUAUCUUUGAAAACCUCGACAAUCUCUCUACUAUCCAGCAAUUCUCACUAACCUGUCGACGAUUCCGUAUGGUGGCCAAGUCACGCCGAGCCAUCGCCUGUUGGGCUAUGAACCGGUUCGGCAAACGUUUCGUUCUCUACUAUUGUAUUUUAUCCAUGUCGCAACGAUGUGACGGUCCGUUCAUUCAGCAGUUGCUCAAUAUGGGCGCGCUGAUCCCCCGAUGCCUUUUACAAGCCAUGUUAAUGAUUUAUGGUAAAGCGGCCACCUCUGCGAAUAUGUUACCCAAAGGCGGUUCGUUGUUCGUCGAUGUUGCCCAGCAAGUUCCAUUUUCUGGAUAUGCCAUGCUCAUGUAUGCAGGGAUGCAACAUUACUCGCAUAUUCAAAAUAAAGAAAUCAACGGUGAUCUCAGCUCGUUCUUGGCAUCUACCUGUCAUGAAAGAAAAGAGUUGAUCGACAAUCACGCAUUUAUACCCGCACCGAUCCUGGCCCCGAUAUCACUACGCAGUUUAUUACGAUACGCAUAUACCGAUCGCCAUCACUACAUGAUCAUAGCACCCAUAUUUGAAUUCGAUCCAAGUGCUCGACGGUGUUUGUGGGAUGCGGUGCUGUCUCUAUUGCUCGAUGUCGCCUUUGCAUCUACACCCUCACAGGAUCUGCUAGCGCAACUGAACUCGCUUGACUGGGUCAUCACACCAAAGUCACUGGCGGGUGUCCUUCUCAAUACCUCUGACCAAGAUUUGUUCAUUGCCGCUUUUGCCAGUUUUUUUGCCAAGUAUCCUGUCAGUUAUUGCACAGCAGACAAGGUCGAAAACCUUGUUCGUCUUUUGUUCCGCCAUGUUCAUCCCAGUUUUAACGUAUCAGAAGCCUUGCGACAUCUCUUAAGUGUACUACGUAUCGAGCUUCGCAAUAGUGUUGCCCAGGUCCUGAAGCAACGUGACCGCUCUAUCAAUGUAACAUCGUAACUUUUUUUUAAAAAAAAAAAGAAAAAGUGUAAGAUAAAAUAAUUGUAAAGGCAUUGUCAUAAAGUAUUUGAAUAGUAGUUGAAUGGAAGUUCCACAAGAAGAGAGG
Radiomyces spectabilis is the source of this 1403-nucleotide messenger RNA. RefSeq lists its product as uncharacterized. The record is from RefSeq and is a predicted model, not a curated record. The coding region runs from base 200 to 1297 and encodes 365 amino acids. Gene Ontology annotation, molecular function: protein binding. NCBI's taxonomy places the organism in Eukaryota, Fungi, Mucoromycota, Mucoromycetes, Mucorales, Radiomycetaceae. The transcript has a single exon.